Molecule: messenger RNA, 735 nt
Organism: Macroventuria anomochaeta
Lineage: Eukaryota; Fungi; Ascomycota; Dothideomycetes; Pleosporales; Didymellaceae
Exons: 1
Coding region: 477-734 (85 amino acids)
Source: RefSeq, a predicted model, not a curated record
GGCAGAGGUCCUGGGUUUGAAAACUUAGGACUUUGUACUUUUCUUUCCAAGCCGUGUAGGCCAGCUCUUUGGAGUCUAGUAGUGCAAUCUGUCUUUGUACUUUCUACACCUGAAGCUUGCCUCCCACAGAAGCCGAAGCGUACCCUGAAGUCAAAAAAGGGUAGCUUUCACACUUAGAAACGUCGAAGAUACCGACCAUUACAGCUCUGCUAGGGUCCAGCAUAGGGAAAUAGUCCUGAGGGAUGCAGCAUUUGAGGCAAGGAUCUCGAAGGGACCGCGUAUGUUAGCAAGAAGGCAAGAUGCUGGUUCUAGGAACAUACACGCACAAUCUAGCAGAACAGAAGAGGACGCUGUGAGGCUGUGCAAGCAAAAGGUCGGACAGAAAGAGGUCGCAGUGAUCCGAUCUCAAGACUGACCUCCUUCUUGCCUGGGAUGGGGUCGCAGCAGUGAGGGCGCGUUCAUCAGAUCAUGUCGCGAUGCGUGCACAAGGGGAAGGGCUAGCACUCUGGACAUCACUGAGGAAUUGGGCCACAAACUCGGUCACUUCAACGGACCUGAUGAAUAUAUUAGUAGAGCUGGCAGCUACAAAAACCCCAGUGAAGCUCGAUAGCAUCGAUGUUUUGGGUGCUACAGCUAUAAAACCUCAAGGCGCAACUGUUGUGAAAUUUGCAAGAGAUGAAGGAAUCAGUAAAGCAUUGGAAACAGCGGCGAGGGCCGGUGGUGCCGACGUUUAAG